AUGUCUGGCUACGAGCCAUGGUCGACGUCUUCGAGGCUCGUCACUGGAGGCGCUCUUGCCCAAAUGUCUACGUUCAGCAAAGACAGUCUCAAUUUUCAGCAUCUUGUGAAGAUUGAGCAUGAAGAUGCAUUCAAGCUCACUCCUCUCACCAUUACCGAAGGCUCCUUCGCGGGUCGUCAUGUUCUUAUGCUCGAGCCAGUGACCGAUCAUUUCCGCUUCCUGGAUUUGCCUCCUGAGAUCCGCAAUCUGAUAUAUGAUGAGCUGCUUCGGGAGCACCGUCCGGUCAGGAUUGCCACUUACAAGGCCAAAGGUCGUGCUCGACGAGCGGUCAGAAGCACUCUGCACCAAAGCCAUCCUGGGCUGACUUGGAAUUCCAAAUUUGGUACAUGGACAGGUCAAGCUUCGAGCGCACAUGUGAUUUUACAAGUCAACAAGCAGAUGCUAGCAGAGGCAGCACCAAUCGCGUACGGCAGCAAUGUGUUCCAGCUCGACGACCAUCGGGGCCUUCGAGACUUUCUGGAAGGAAUCGGAAGCAUGCGAGCGCAUCUCAAGCAGAUCAGACUCCUUUCGCCCAUCUACUACAGCACAGUCGCAAUUACAGCUUUGCACAAACUGAAAGACGCAAAAGGUCUGGCUAGUCUGGAGUUCCCCAGAAAUAUGCUCAGCGACAAUGUUCAUGCUUACAAAGGAAUCACUCCACAAGGCCUCUUUAAUGAUUGCAAACAGCUUCUGAAGGUGCUUUGCAAUCAUCGGAAAAAGCAAAAGGACGGCUUCAACGAGCUGCUUGAGAUCAUCAAGAUUACGCCUGGUGUGCUGUCGAUCUGUGAAAAGGCUCGGCGGGGCGAGGCUUGCGAUUGCGGCAGCAUUAUGAAGGAAGAUGGCUGCAAGAAUGUGAUGGCCGACGUGGAGAGAUGGAAUGCUAAGCUGCGCAAUAUGAUGGCGGAGGAAUUUGGCAUAGGAACGAAGCAACCAUGUCCAACGAUGAAGCAUACAUGA
Messenger RNA from Pseudocercospora fijiensis CIRAD86, 996 nucleotides. RefSeq lists its product as uncharacterized. Lineage: Eukaryota; Fungi; Ascomycota; Dothideomycetes; Mycosphaerellales; Mycosphaerellaceae. The transcript is spliced from 2 exons. The record is from RefSeq and is a predicted model, not a curated record. The coding region runs from base 1 to 996 and encodes 331 amino acids.